Messenger RNA from Cylindrotheca closterium, 1296 nucleotides. The record is from the annotation of a GenBank genome assembly. NCBI's taxonomy places the organism in Eukaryota, Bacillariophyta, Bacillariophyceae, Bacillariales, Bacillariaceae.
AUGUUAGUGAUCCGAGGAAACAAAUUGACGCUCUUUCCACUGCGAGAUGAAACCCUCGAGUCAUUUUGGAGAGAUACCGAAGAUGUGUUGGCCUCAUCUCAAUAUGGCUUGGAAGUUAUCAACGAAUUGGAGCUCUCGUGCCUUCACCUCAGUGACAAAAUGACUGACAAACUGGGAGAACUCCUACAACAACACGCGUUUACCAAGAUUUCGCUACAAUCGUGUACGGCGACACCUCCGCUAUUGGAAUACUUUUUGAAACAAGUUCAAUCGUGCUGUCAAUUGCAGUGUUUGGAAUCCAACGGCACUCUAUCCGAUUGUUGGUCUCCCUCUAGCAUGCAAAUACUCGAAGAAAUACCGUUGAAAGCCCUACGAUUACUCGGGAUGUGCUUUCCACAGGUGGGGGAUGUGGAAAUGACAAACGCCGCCGAAACAGAGCUAUCAGAAGUCACGUCGACUCCGAAACAGCCACUCCAUGAAGAAUUGCAGGAACUAGACCUUACGGGAUGUCAGUGGGAACAAAUAGAGUCUCUGCUUCCAUUUUUGAAAUCCUGCACAUCACUCCAAAAGGUAUCUUUCAAGUGUUGUCGAUUGGGGGACGACGACAUUGCACAAAUCUUGUCCACGCUUGGUUCUCUUGAAAGACUCCGUACGAUUGACCUUGGUGUCAAUCAGUGCGGUCCGAAUGGGAUACAGGCUGUGGCUUGUUUACUAGAAGAAUCCGUAUCAUCGUCAUCAUCAUCAUUGCAAUUUUUGGACUUGUCGUAUCAAGUGGUUCCUGGAGGAGUGGCCUUUCAUUUUGAGCGAUUGGCACAAGCCUUGUUGUCCAACGCCAAAUGCUGCAAGACUCCACUCAAAGUUUUGAGGCUUGCCGGCAAUCAGAUUCGCGAUGCCGAGUUGACGUCCUUGGCCAUGGCCUUGGAACAUUGUCGUCUCGAGCGAUUGGAUCUUAGUACCAAUUGCAUUUCAAAUCAAGGACUGGGCCUACUGAGUCAAGGAUUGGCCCGCAAUCAGCACUUGAAGACGCUCAACUUACGGAACAAUGAUUUUUGUAGCCUCUCCAUGUUCAACAUUGAGCACAAUGUGUCACUUCAUCAGGUCCAACACGUUUGUCCUCCCAGCUGUCCCAAUAGUCAGUGGGUGGAAUAUGUCUGCAAGCUGAAUCGAGGAGGACGCAUUAUAUUGAAGGCGACAAAUGUGCCCCAAGGUCUUUGGCCUACGGUAUUGGCAAGAUGUUGUCAACAAAACAAUAGCGAUGCCAUGUACUACUUGUUGCAACAAGGACAACAUCGGUGA